GGCUGCGGCUGGGGUGUGCAGGGACCGCCCCUCUGCGAUCCAGGGCAGCCCGUAGCUGCAGCUCAGGGUCCCUGGUCCAGCACGCACGGCCCGUGUCUGCCCUCCCACGGGCCGUGGCCCCAGCCUGCCCUGGGAGGUUUUCCAGGAAGAGGCGGCAUGCUUUCCUCCGAGGGCCAGGCGGGGCGGGAAGGUCUCUGCAGACCCUUGACUGGGAGGAGAGCAGCGGCCCCUAACAGGCCCUCCUUACUGUGUGAACCGCCAGGGCCCCUCGCCUCCCCUGCGGGCUUCCCGCCCUCACCUCCCGGCUCCCUCAUCUCCCAACUCCUCACCUGUCACGUUCUUACCCCCAGGUGGCAGGCGUGCACACCCUUCAGGUCGUGGCAAAGAUGGCAACCCUGAGGGACGAUCAAGAGUGCCCUCCUGCUUUGUCCCCUGCCCUCUUGUCAGCGAGGACCCCUGGGGCCCAGAACGGAGUGGCAGAGCUCCACCUCCAGGGGCAAAGCCAUGUCCCCAGGAGCUCUGCCCCACAGCUGGAGAGUACGGGCCACACCAGCAGUUUCAGCCUCUCCAUGCAGCCAAAAAGCAGGGCCCUGGCUUGGAGGACUGCAGACGAGGUUGGCCGUAAGGAGCAGGCUGUGGAAACUGGCCUGGCCACGGGCAGGUUGCAGGGCAGCCCUCUGGGCGUAGAAGCUGGGACAGGACCCGCCAGCUGCAGCCCCGAGGUGCUCCCUCAGAAGGACUCCAAUCUCCAGGACAUAGAGGAAGUUGAGGUCAGCAGAGGUACUUUCUGGCCUGAUUCUGAAUCAGAACCUGAGCAGGCUCCAUCCUCUCCCAACCCGCGCGUUCCCAAGGACAGGAUGGACAGGGAUGGGGGGGCGCCGAGGAGCCUCCCCCACAGGCCCAAGUGUGGGGGCAGCUUUGGGCAGGAGUCCAGUUCCGAGCACCCAGCCGCCCAGACACCAGGGGCCACACCCUGUGCCCAGAAGCGGGGCACCUGGCACAUGACACUUGUGCCGGAGGGGGACCGCGAGCGGGCUGUGGAGCUGGGGGGCAGCUUGGGCCCAGGCACCCGGCCGGGGGGCUCCCCGGCGCACCGCUGCGAGGCCUGCGGCAAGAGCUUCAAGUACAACUCGCUGCUGCUGAAACACCGGCGCGUGCACACGGGUGAGAAGCCCUACGCCUGCCCCGAGUGCGGCAAGCGCUUCCGCGGCUGGUCAGGCUUCGUCCAGCACCGGCGCGUGCACACGGGCGAGAAGCCCUACGAGUGCGGCGAGUGCGGCCGCGCCUUCAGCCACAGCUCGCACUUUACGCAGCACCUGCGCAUCCACAACGGCGAGAAGCCCUACAAGUGCGGCGAGUGCGGCCAGGCCUUCAGCCAGAGCUCCAACCUGGUGCGCCACCAGCGGCUGCACACGGGUGAGAGGCCCUACGCCUGCAGCCAGUGCGGCAAGGCCUUCAUCUGGAGCUCCGUGCUCAUCGAGCACCAGCGCAUCCACACGGGCGAGAAGCCCUAUGAGUGCGCCGACUGCGGCAAGGCCUUCCGUGGCCGCUCACACUUCUUCCGGCACCUGCGGACCCACACGGGCGAGAAACCGUUCGCCUGCAGCACCUGCGGCAAGGCCUUCGGCCAGAGCUCCCAGCUUAUCCAGCACCAGAGGGUACACUGUGGGGGGAAGCCCUACGCGUGCAGCGACUGUGGGAAGGCCUUCAUGCACAGCUCGCACGUCGUCCGCCACCAGAGGAGCCACCACAGCAAGAGGCCCUACACCUGCCAGGAGUGCAGCAAGGUCUUCAGCCAGAGCUAACUCAGCCGGCACCAGCGCGCCCACACCGGGGAGAAGCCCUUCGCCUGUGCCGACUGCGGCAAGGCCUUUGCACACAGCUCCACCGUGGUCUGGCACCAGAGAACGCACCACGGAGACAGCCCCUAUGAGUGCGCGGAGUGUGGGAAGGCUUUCAGCCAGAGCUCCAACCUCAGCCAGCACCAGCGGGUGCACACGGGCGAGCGGCCCUAUGCCAGGACUGCGGGCACAACUCAGCCGCAGCUCCUUCCUCCGCUAGCACCGCAGGAUCCACACAACCGGCACCAAGCCCGACCUGCCCUCCCCAGAGCCUCUGUAUGUGGCUACACGGCCCGCACUAGCGACAGCCGGGCUGGGAGGAGGCAGGGCCACUGGCCUCUGAAGACGGCAGGGAUGUGCUGUGGGCCUGAGUAG
Tupaia belangeri chinensis (Chinese tree shrew) is the source of this 2216-nucleotide messenger RNA. It is a transcript of the gene GLI4, whose product is annotated as GLI family zinc finger 4. Gene Ontology annotation, molecular function: RNA polymerase II cis-regulatory region sequence-specific DNA binding; DNA-binding transcription factor activity, RNA polymerase II-specific. The record is from RefSeq and is a predicted model, not a curated record. NCBI's taxonomy places the organism in Eukaryota, Metazoa, Chordata, Mammalia, Scandentia, Tupaiidae. Gene Ontology annotation, cellular component: nucleus. Gene Ontology annotation, biological process: regulation of transcription by RNA polymerase II.